Molecule: messenger RNA, 3034 nt
Organism: Scomber scombrus (Atlantic mackerel)
Lineage: Eukaryota; Metazoa; Chordata; Actinopteri; Scombriformes; Scombridae
Gene: engase
Product: endo-beta-N-acetylglucosaminidase
Exons: 14
Coding region: 94-2262 (722 amino acids)
Biological process (GO): protein deglycosylation
Cellular component (GO): cytoplasm
Molecular function (GO): mannosyl-glycoprotein endo-beta-N-acetylglucosaminidase activity
Source: RefSeq, a predicted model, not a curated record
CAGCAGCUUGACAUUUGUGUCUCACUACUCUAUAUCCUUGUUCCUCACACAGCUUGUGAAUGCUUCCAUGCUUUCUCUGUCAAACGUAAUGCAAUGGAGCCGUCCGUGGAUGUAAACAAGCGUUCCCUGAGAAGGAAAGGAGAGGACGGAGAGGAUAACGAGGAAGUCGCCGUGAAAAGGGACAAAAGUGAAAGCAGCCGGUUGGAGUCUUGUUUGGAUCAACCCAUGGAUUCAGGCAGCAUCCAUGAAAUUAUCAAGUACGAACCCUCACCUCUGCCAGUCAAACUUUAUGAUGUUGACACUACUGAGCCCAUCAGCUCUGGUCUUCAGACUUUGGACGAGCUGUUGUCAUGGAGACGAAGCGAUGCAAAUCCCUUUAACGUGGCAGUUUUCCCUCUGGCGCCUCGGGAGCCUUCUCUGGCCAGUAGUCCACGUCGGACCUUGGUGUCUCAUGAUAUGAUGGGCGGCUACCUGGAUGACAGGUUUGUGCAGGGGACACAUGCAGAAUUUCCAUAUGCCUUCUACCACUGGCAGUACAUAGAUAUUUUCAACUACUUCACUCACAACAUGGUGACUAUUCCUCCUGCUGUGUGGACCAACGCUGCACAUAAACAUGGAGUCACAGUUCUCGGGACGUUCAUCACGGAGUGGACAGACGGAGGCGUUGCGUGCGAGGCCUUCCUGAAAGAUGAGGAGUCAUACCGAGCAGUGGCCGAUAAGCUCGUCCAGAUCAGCAACUGCUACGGCUUUGACGGCUGGCUCAUUAACAUAGAGAACUCCCUCAGUGUGGGAGCAGUGAAGAACACGCCUUUGUUCCUGCGCUAUCUGACAGACCAGAUGCACGAGCGAGUCCCUGGCAGCCUGGUCCUGUGGUACGACAGCGUGAUCCAGAACGGGCAGUUAAGAUGGCAGAAUGAACUAAACCAGUCCAACAGGAUGUUUUUCGAUGCUUGUGAUGGCUUCUUCACCAACUACAACUGGACGGAGAAGAACCUGGAGUUGAUGAGGGACUACAGUGAGAUCCAAGACCGCCAGGCUGAUAUCUACGUUGGGGUGGACGUGUUCGCCCGAGGCCAGGUGGUGGGAGGAAUGUUUGAUACAAAUAAGGCACUAGAAGUCAUCCGAAAACACAACUUCUCUGCUGCCAUCUUUGCUCCAGGCUGGGUGUACGAGACCCACGAUGAUAAGAGAGAAUUCCGCAAGAAUCAGGACAAGUUCUGGCGUCUUCUGUCAGACUACCUGUACGUCCAUCGACCAACAUCACCGCUCCCCUUCAUUUCCUCCUUCUGCCAGGGCUUUGGGAAGGCUGUCUACUGGAGAGGACAGCGUGAGGUCAAUAGGAGCUGGUUCAACCUGGCGGCCCAGGAGAUCCAGCCUCUGUACUACCAUGAGGAGCUGGAGGGUGGGGGCUGGCUGAGGGGCCGUGGCUGCCCUGAGGACGCCUGGAAUGGAGGCUGCUCACUGCUGCUGGAAGGCCUCAUCCCUGCUUCUCACACAGCUUCAGUGUCUGCCAAGAUCUUCUCCCUCCAUGUACCUCUUCCACACAAGACCCUGGUGAGCCUCAUCUAUAAACCUUCUGCUGGGAUCACCGUGUCCCUGGAGCUCAAGACAUCAGACGCCAGUCUCUGCACACACAUGGGAGCCCAGGAUGUCGAACUUACCAGCAUGUCUCCUGAGGUUCUGGAUGAGGGUCAUCAGCUGGUGAGCCAGUUCUCUCAGCUGUGUGGAGACUUUAAUCCACAGGGUUGGGCUGUCAGGUGUUCACAGUUCGAGCUUCGCGGCUGCGCUCUCAGAGAAGUUUGUUUCAGCAUCCAGAGGGAUGGAGAGCCCCAGGACACACAUUUCACCUGCAGGGUGGGAGAGAUCAUGUUCCUGGAUGUAGCCGGUCUUCAGGUACCUCCCGAGCUGGUUCAGGGUUUGUGCAUUUAUGACAUUGUGUGGCUACGCGGUUCCGGCACCUCUUCCUCCCCGGUCCUCCACCUCAACGCCACCCUGCGCUGGGAAUACCCGACCAAACUCGUACGCCACUUCAAAGUGUACUGGCGACGGCUGAGAGGACCCGAUCCACGAACCCCUCCAGGUCAGCUGGUUUUGGUGGGCUUGGCGUAUUCAAAUCUGUUUAGGGUAACAGAGCUGGCGGUGCCGGACCCCCCCACACUCCUGGAGCUGGUGGUGGAGCCGGUGAUCAGGAAAGGCUUCCUGGUCCCAGAGAGCCACUGGGGAAGAAGAAGCCUGAGCUACGCAGAGGAUUUCACAAAAUAACUGUUCACACGUUAUCAAGCUACUUCUCUGUGACUCUUCCAUACAUGGUGCUACAACUGUGGCACUGAUGUAACACUCAACAUUUCCAAGUGGGAGCAUUACAAUAGCCUUCAAGGAUAUGGAAUGAAAGUCUGGGAAUAUGGAAUGAAACAUAUUUAUGAUACCAAACUAGCACCAUGUGUUGUUUCAGAUAUGUAAAGUCAGCUUAUCAAACAGGUCAUACAUAGGUAACAGUGAGCAUUUAUAUGCCACUCUGUAUACUAUGUACUUUUUAACAACAAGGACCCAUCACCCAAAUGAUUUUUUCAAAUGUGAUAUUAUAUCAACAACUAAAGUGUCAGUGGCAGCUAAAGUGUGAUUAAUGUUUUAAGGUUAUUUAUACUGUAAGUAACUUUACAGCACUUAUAUUUUAGUCUUAAAUACUGACAAUCAACCGAGACACAGUGUGUUGACUUUUUCCAUAUUUAACCAAAAUCAUGAUCUUUCCUUAAUGUGAACCAAAGUGUUUUUGUGGCCUAGACCCACCACCAACCAGGGAUGCAGGUUGCAGCAUAUAAACUCCAGUCUAGUGUCAAAGACCUGCUUACCAACCACUGCAACCACAUCUGUAUGAACACAAAAGACAAUAAACAUUUUCUGCACUGCAAUUAUGUUUCCUCAGAAGCUAUUUAGUAGCAUAUACAGUGGCAACAAAUAAACACACACACACACACACACACACACACACACUGUUUGUCCAAUCAGCAUUUUCACUUUCAUUCCAUAUUCUCAA